Chiroxiphia lanceolata (lance-tailed manakin) is the source of this 912-nucleotide messenger RNA. RefSeq names its product translation initiation factor IF-2-like. Bases 1 to 912 code for a protein of 303 amino acids. NCBI's taxonomy places the organism in Eukaryota, Metazoa, Chordata, Aves, Passeriformes, Pipridae. The transcript has a single exon. The record is from RefSeq and is a predicted model, not a curated record.
AUGGACGCGCUGCUUUGCGCGGGGCCGGCGGCUGCGGGGCUGCACCGCCCGCUCACCCCCCGAGGGCAGUGCCCCCGGGGUGGCCCCCGCCCCGCUCAUUUACGCCUCUGUGGCUUCCCCAGAAAAAAAAGAAACCCUCUUCCUGCGCCUCCAGCCGCCCCCCGCUCGCCUCGGGGCGCCGCGGAGGCCGUGCGGACGCUGCGCGGAGGCAGAGCAGCAGCCGCCCCUCCCCGGCCCCGCCGCGGCUGCGGGGGGGGAGCUCCGGGCGGGCGGCGCGGCCCCCUCCCGGCCCCGGCCAGCCGGCGGCGCGCCACGUCCCGCCGCUCCGGCGUGGCUCCGGCUCCGCGUUUUGCGAGCGGCCGCGGUGUCAGCCGGGGAGCGCCGAAUAACAAAGGCAAGUUUGAGAGCAGCCGCCGCCGCACAGGCUGCGGUGACGUCAGGGAACAAUGCCGCUGCCAACCCGCCCGCCCGCCUCCCCUUAAAGGCGCACCGGGCGCUGCCGGGGGCCCCGCCGCCGGACUAGGGGAUAGAGACAGGGGAGGGGGCGGCUGUGCUGGGCCCGCCCCCGCCCCCGGGUCCCUCUGGCACUGCCCGCCUGCACGGGGAGCGGAGCCGAUGCUCCGCGUCACGGCUCCUUCCCUCCCGCGGCCUCCGCCGCCCCGAUCGCUGCCCUCAGCUGCCCGGAAGACGCGGCGGCCGCUCGGGGGGGAGCGCUCGGGCCGGGCCCCCCGUCCCCGCGGCUGUGCGGGGCAGGGCGGGCCGGCGGCGCGGCCUAAGGGCCCGCUCCCCUGUCCGCACGGCGAGCCCUGUUAUCCGUCAAAGGAGUGUUUUGCCAAAGGUUCGGGCCCUAAGAGGCCCAGGGGGCCAGGACCUGAGCGCUUCCAACGCGUUCGGCCCCUGCUCCAGCGGUGA